GCCUGAGCGGCGUGAGGAGCGCGCAGGCAGCGCGCGGGACAGCCCCGCCCGCUCCCGGCAUCCCGCGCGCGGCCCGGGGGCCUCGGAGCACGGCGGAACCAUGCCCAAGUCCAAGCGGGACCGUAAAGUGUCCCUGACGCAGACAGCCCGCAAGGGGCUGCAGGCCAAGCAGGCGCUGAUCGCCGAGCUGCGGCGCUGUGUGGACACCUACAAGUACAUCUUCGUCUUCUCCGUGGCCAACAUGAGGAACAACAAGCUGAAGGACGUGCGGAACGCCUGGAAGCACAGCAGGAUCUUCUUCGGGAAGAACAAGGUGAUGAUGGUGGCGCUGGGCCGGGAGCCGAGCAGCGAGUACAAGGAGAACCUGCACAAGGUCAGCAAACACCUGAGAGGGGAGGUCGGGCUGCUCUUCACCAACCGCACCAGGGACGAGGUGGAUGAGUGGUUCUCCAGGUUCCGGGAGCUGGACUUUGCCCGUGCUGGGAACAAGGCGCCGUACGGGGUGAGCCUGGACACGGGGCCCCUGGAGCAGUUCCCCCACUCCAUGGAGCCGCAGCUGCGGCAGCUGGGGCUGCCCACAGCGCUCAAGAAAGGAGUGGUGACGCUGCUUUCGGAUUACGAAGUGUGCAAGGAAGGGGAUGUUCUCACCCCAGAGCAGGCCCGUGUGCUGAAACUCUUUGGCUAUGAGAUGGCAGAGUUUAAAGUCACCAUGAAGUUUCUGUGGAAUUCUGAGACAGGAGACUUCCAGAAGCUCGUGGGAGACACAGCAGAGGAGAAAGAGGAGGAGGAUGAUGAUGAUGAUGAUGAUGAUGAUGGUGGAAGCAAUGAGGACUAACAGCUUGGACACCAGACAAGUGUCCAAGACAUUUUAGGGACAAAAAGAGGAGGAUAUUUCCCUUCCCUGGGUACACCUGGACUGGGAUGAUCUUUAUAUAAAAUGAGCUAUGUGUUUUUUUUAUAUUUAUAUAAAUAUCUGUGUGAAACUGCA
This is a messenger RNA of Parus major (Great Tit), 988 nucleotides long. RefSeq names its product MRT4 homolog, ribosome maturation factor (gene MRTO4). Gene Ontology annotation, molecular function: RNA binding. Gene Ontology annotation, cellular component: preribosome, large subunit precursor; nucleolus. Gene Ontology annotation, biological process: ribosomal large subunit biogenesis; nuclear-transcribed mRNA catabolic process; ribosomal large subunit assembly. Lineage: Eukaryota; Metazoa; Chordata; Aves; Passeriformes; Paridae. The coding region runs from base 101 to 835 and encodes 244 amino acids. The record is from RefSeq and is a predicted model, not a curated record. The transcript has 8 exons.